Molecule: messenger RNA, 1269 nt
Organism: Cynocephalus volans (Philippine flying lemur)
Lineage: Eukaryota; Metazoa; Chordata; Mammalia; Dermoptera; Cynocephalidae
Gene: CPB2
Product: carboxypeptidase B2
Exons: 11
Coding region: 1-1269 (422 amino acids)
Biological process (GO): fibrinolysis; proteolysis
Molecular function (GO): zinc ion binding; metallocarboxypeptidase activity
Source: RefSeq, a predicted model, not a curated record
AUGAAGCUUUAUAGCCUAGGAGUUCUUGUGGCCCUCGUCCUCGGCUGUGAGCAGCAUGUCUUCGCGUUUCAGAGUGGCCAGGUUUUAUCUGCUUCUCCUAGAACUUCUAGGCAAGCUCAAAUUCUGCAGAAUCUUACUACAACAUAUGAGAUUGUUCUCUGGAAGCCAGUAACAGCUGAAAUUAUUGCGAAGGGAAAAGAAGUCCAUUUUUUUGUGAAUGAAUCUGAUGUAAGCAAUGUGAAAGACCAUUUAACUGCGGGAAGAAUUCCUUUCAGUGUCUUGGUGGAAGACGUGGAAGAUGUUAUUCAACAGCAGACGUACAAUGACACGGUCAGCCCCAGGGCCUCAUCAUCAUACUAUGAACAGUAUCACUCACUAAAUGAAAUCUAUUCUUGGAUAGAAGUUGUAACUGAGCGGUAUCCUGAUAUGCUUAAAAAAAUCCACAUUGGAUCCUCGUAUGAGAAACGCCCACUUUAUGUAUUAAAGGUUUCUGGAAAAGAACAAACAGCCAAAAAUGCCAUGUGGAUUGACUGUGGGAUGCAUGCCAGAGAAUGGAUCUCUCCUGCUUUCUGCUUGUGGUUCAUAGGCUCUGUAACUAAAUACUAUGGGGAAAGGACUUACACAAGACUUCUGAGUCACAUGGAUUUCUAUGUUAUGCCAGUGGUUAAUGUGGAUGGUUAUGACUUCACAUGGAAAAAGAAUCGAAUGUGGAGAAAGAACCGCUCCUUCCAUGAGAACAAUCGUUGCGUGGGAACAGACCUAAAUAGAAACUUUGCUUCCAAACACUGGUGUGAGGAAGGUGCUUCAAGUUUCUCAUGCUCAGAAACCUACUGUGGACUUUAUCCUGAGUCAGAACCAGAAGUGAAGGCAGUGGCUGAUUUCUUGAGAAGAAAUCUCAAACAUGUUAAGGCUUACAUCAGCAUGCAUUCCUACUCCCAGCAGAUACUGUUUCCAUACUCUUAUAACAGAAGCAGAAGCAAAGACCAUGAGGAACUGUCUCUGGUGGCCAGUGAAGCAGUUCGUGCAAUAGAAAGAGCUAGUAAAAAUAUCAAGUAUUCACAUGGCAGUGGCUCAGAAACUUUAUACCUAGCUCCUGGAGGUGCGGAUGACUGGAUCUAUGAUUUGGGUAUCAAAUAUUCGUUUACAAUCGAACUUCGAGAUAAAGGCAAACAUGGAUUCUUGCUGCCACAGCGUUACAUCGAACCCACUUGUAGAGAAGCUCUUGCCGCUGUCUUUAAAAUAGCUUGGCAUAUCAUCAGAAACGUCUAA